Trematomus bernacchii (emerald rockcod) is the source of this 3329-nucleotide messenger RNA. RefSeq names its product obscurin-like. The record is from RefSeq and is a predicted model, not a curated record. Gene Ontology annotation, biological process: cell surface receptor signaling pathway. The transcript is spliced from 15 exons. Gene Ontology annotation, molecular function: transmembrane signaling receptor activity. Bases 591 to 3119 code for a protein of 842 amino acids. Lineage: Eukaryota; Metazoa; Chordata; Actinopteri; Perciformes; Nototheniidae.
AUGAGAGACUUCCUGUGGGUGAGGUUGUUUCUAAACUUAAACUUGAAUUUCUCCAGAACACUCCAGCACUGCUGUUCAACUAUUUGGUUAAAGCUGUUACACACAUUUUCACAUGAAAUAUUGGUGAGAAGGCCCAUGGAUUAUAAAGUGAGUAUGACGCAUGCAAUUUUAUCACUUAAUUUGUUCGAGAAAAGACACUUCAUGCAGCAGUCUUUAGAAAAGCAUCAAUAAUUACUGACCAUUUGUGAAGAAGCACGAGCCCACAGGAUGAUCUUAUCUACAUCAGUGAGGAUACUUUAAUACCGUAUGUCUCUUCAUCAUUAGAGGAUACCUAAACCAAGGUGCACAAAUAUGUGCUGUGUUAAAAACUGUUCAGUUGUGUGAGCUUUGUGUAAAAGGGAAGGAAGCCCAGACCGUGUACUUUUUAAAAUAAGUUAAAAAAACAACUUCCUUUUCCAAUAUUGCAUUGCAUUUCUUUCUCUGUAGUUCCUGAUUUCUCUUCAUAUGCUGCAGUUUUAAUCUUUCUAUUUACACAAAGUAGAAGAAUUUCUCAUAAACAGAGGAACAGAUUAUCAGUGUUGGAUGUGAAGAUGGGACACACUUUGCUCUCUCUACGGGGUUUUUUCUUGCUGUAUUUACUUUACCGUGGACAAGCUCAAGAUGCUGUGCUGACCAUUGAGCCAAACUGGACCACUUUUUUUUCUGGAGAGUCUGUUACCUUCAAGUGUGACAUUACAGGAGGCAGAUACAGCGACUGGUUUUACUCAAUGUACCACGAUGGUCGAGAAUUUCUCUCUUACGGCAAACAUGACAGCUAUAAAAUACACCCUCUACAUACAAGAUUCAGUGGUGAAUACCAAUGCUUGUUUCAGAACGGGGGAUCAACAAAGACAAGCAAUAAAAUCUAUCUAUAUAUAUCAGACAAAAACGUGAUCCUGGAAAGUCCUGCGUCCACUUUGUUUGAAGGAGAAUCAGUGACUCUGCGCUGUCGGCAUCGUACUCAGAGAGAGGAGAAUGCUUCCUUCUACAGAGACGGAUCAUUGAUCACAACAGACAGAAACCACCAGUCACCAUUAAUGGCAAACAACACAGUUCAAGUAAUGUCAGACGGGAGCUCUUACAGUUGUAAAUUUGGCGAUGAAGAAUCUGAACCAAUAAAACUGAGACUAGAACCUAAAUCAAAGGCCCAGCUGAGAUACAUAUUUCCAGGAGGGGGCCAUGUGACUCUAACUUGCUCUGUAGGACCAUCAUCAUCUUCUGGUUGGAGAUACUUCUGGUACAAAAAAGAGAAAACCUCUGAACCCCUGAAGACACAAGAUGUUGUUUUCCUCACAAAUGACCAAAUCAGUGUCUCACGAGGAGGCGUCUACUGGUGCAGAGGAGGAAGAGGAGACCCUGUUUACUACACAGAGUACAGCGAUGCAGUCGUCACAAACAGGACUGUUGUGACCCUGCAACCCAACUGGCCUCAAAUUUACUCUCGAGAAACAUUCAGUCUUUCAUGUGAAAUUGAGGAUGGAGGAGACUAUGAGUGGGAGUUUUUUUGGAUGACACCCGGGUCAGAAACACCUCAGAAAUCUCACCUUGCUCCUUCAUCAAGAAAUGGGAAAUACCAGUGUGUGGGCAGACUGAAAGGUGAAAUGUCUUACACGCUGUGGAGUGAUGUUUUCACAUUGACAGUAUCUAACGACACACCUGAGCCUGUCCUCACUGUGUCUCCAUCAUGGCCGAGUCCUGGAGCCUCAGUGACUCUGAACUGCAGUGUUGAUCAUCCUUCUGCUGGCUGGAGCUUCUACUGGUAUAAGGCUGUUCCCCAAAAGUCAGACAACUCCUACAGCUAUGAGCUGCUACCUGGCAGCGAGAAUGGGACUGAACAGGAUCUCUUCAUCAUUGAUGGACAAACACACACAGCAGGAUAUGUGUGCAGAGCAGGAAGAGGAGACCGAGUGUUUUACAGUGGGCAUAGUGAACCUAAAUUUGUCUGGUCUGGAGAUUUGAAUUCAGCAGCGUCUCUCACAGUGAGUCCUGACAGUGUGCAGCACUUCACCAAAACGUCUGUGUCACUGAGCUGUGAGGGAAACUCCACUGAGUGGAGAGUGAGGAUGUUUUCGAAAUCUGACUACCUUCAUCGCUGUUCUUCCUGGGGGACAAUGACUGGAUCCACAUGCACAAUAACCAGAUACUGGCUCAGUGGAGUGUUCUGGUGUGAGUCUGAAACAGGACAGUUCAGUAAUGCAGUCAACAUCACUAUUGAGUAUGAUGGUCAAAUGAUCCUGGUGAGUCCUGUCCGUCCUGUGGCUGAGGGACUUCCUGUCACUCUUAGCUGCAAGUUAAAUAAUGAAGCUGCUGUUAAUAAUGUGGAUUUCUAUAAAAAUGACAAACUCAUCCAGAACGAUACCAGAAGGGAGCUGACCAUCUCUGCAGUGUCAAAGUCAGACGAAGGCUUUUAUAAAUGUAAACAGAGAGAUGCAGCACAUGGUUUACAGAAGUGGACGUCACCAGAGAGUUGGUUGUCUGUAAAACCGUCCGGGCAUGGAAAAGCCUCUCAAUUUCCCAUUCUGCUGAUCGUUGGGCUGCUUUGUGGAGUUUCACUGAUUAUUCUCCUGCUGCUGUUCCUGUAUUUAUACAGAAAGUCAAAAGAUUCAUGCUACAUCGGGUUGGUACAACACUCUAUUUUCUUUUAUUAUGAACAUGACAGCAGUAAUAUGUUCCUUCAUAAAUCCAUUUCAUUUACUACAUGUAUUUUGCCCACCAGAUCUCAGAGGACCAAUCAGGUCCCUGCUACAGACCACAUGAUCAACCAGGACGAAACUAACCAAAGAGAAUAUGCUUCUGUUCUUCAGGAUUUCUCUUCAGAUAAUGCUUGUCUCUAUGCAACAGUCAAAGGCCCUGGAGAACCUGCAAAUGAUGAAUACACGGAUGCGACAUAUUCUGUUGUGGAGCUCAAAAACAUUUCUAAGAAGGGAAGUCAAAUCCUGCACCAGUGGAUGAAACUGUUUAUUCUGAGAUCAAACCAGGAACAGCUCUUGGUAAAGAUGCAGCGUAACAUCAUAUCAAAGAAUGUCUUCUGUAAGGACAAGACGAAUGGAAACAACAUACCAAAACGAAACCUUUGUUAAAUAAACCUUAUUUGCAGCUUUGCUCUCCAUUCAUCAGACAGUAUUUUGUACAGUUAAUGUAAUAGCAAAUAAUAUUAAGGAAAUGUAUCAUAUGGCUUUAAUCUAGGUGUGUUUAAAAAAAAGCAUGCUUUGUUUUGCAUCAAUAAACUUGAUUUACUUAAUUGCUUCUACAUGAUUUUCCUUUACACAAGGUGUUUGAUUUGCUUCAUC